Molecule: messenger RNA, 963 nt
Organism: Orycteropus afer afer
Lineage: Eukaryota; Metazoa; Chordata; Mammalia; Tubulidentata; Orycteropodidae
Product: olfactory receptor 10C1-like
Biological process (GO): G protein-coupled receptor signaling pathway
Cellular component (GO): membrane
Molecular function (GO): G protein-coupled receptor activity; olfactory receptor activity
Source: RefSeq, a predicted model, not a curated record
AUGAACCUCAAUUGCUCCUUGUGGCAGGAAAAUAGCAUGUCUGUCAAACGUUUUGCAUUUGCCAAAUUCUCUGAGGUCACUGAGCAGUGUUUUCUUUUGUUUACCCUCAUCCUACUCAUGUUCUUAGCAUCACUGACAGGAAAUGCUCUCAUAGCCCUCGCUAUCUGGACCAACCCAGUCCUCCACACUCCCAUGUACUUCUUCCUGGCCAACUUGUCUCUCUUGGAGAUUGGCUAUACUUGUUCUGUCAUACCCAAGAUGCUGCAGAGUCUUGUGAGUGAGGCUCGAGGGAUCUCUCUGGAGGGCUGUGCUACACAGAUGUUUUUCUUUACAUUAUUUGCUAUUAGUGAAUGCUGUCUUUUGGCUGCCAUGGCUUUUGACCGCUAUAUGGCCAUAUGCUCUCCACUUCACUAUGCAACACAGAUGAGUCGUGGUGUAUGUGCCCAUUUGGCAUUGGUUUCUUGGGGAGUAGGAUGCAUGGUUGGUCUGGGCCAGACCAACUAUAUUUUCUCCUUGGACUUCUGUGGCCCUUGUGAGAUAGACCACUUCUUCUGUGACCUCCCACCCAUCCUGGCACUUGCUUGUGGGGAUACAUCCCAUAAUGAGGCUGCAGUUUUUGUUGUGGCCAUCCUUUGCAUUUCCAGCCCGUUUUUACUGAUCGUUGCUUCCUAUGGCAGAAUUCUAGCUGCUGUGCUGGUCAUGCCCUCAUCUGAAGGACGACAUAAAGCUCUUUCUACCUGUUCUUCUCAUCUACUGGUAGUAACACUCUUCUAUGGAUCAGGGUCUGUCACCUACCUGAGGCCUAAAGCUAGCCAUUCACCAGGAAUAGAUAAACUCCUAGCCCUUUUCUAUACAGUGGUGACAUCCAUGCUCAACCCCAUCAUCUAUAGUUUACGGAAUAAGGAGGUCAAAGCAGCUCUCCGGAGAACUCUGGGGAAGAAGAAAGUUUUGACUCAUGGGUAG